AUGAAGAAUCUGGGACCAUUGCGGUAUUUUUUUGGUAUUGAGGUGGCUUCUUCUCCCAAGGGUUACUUUCUGUCCCAAGCUAAGUAUGCCAAUGAGGUUAUCCAUCGUGCUGGACUUACUGACACUAAGCUUUCUGAUACCCCCAUUGAGCUUAAUGUAAAACUCAACACUACUGAUGGUGUUCCCUUAGACGAUCCUACGUUAUAUCGUAAGCUUGUGGGUUGCUUAGUCUAUCUAACAGUUACUCGCCCUGAUCUUGCCUUUGUUGUCCAUGUGGUUAGUCAGUUUGUUUCUGCUCGUCGCUCUACAUAUUCGGCUGCUUUGCUUCGGAUUCUUCGCUGUCUUCGCAGUACUAUCUUCCAAGGCUUGCUAUUCUUUUCUACUUCUUCCUUAGACUUGGUGGCUUAUGCUGAUGCUGAUUGGGCUGGUGAUGUUAAUGAUCGUAAAUCUACUUCUGGUUUUUGUAUCUACCAGGAUUGUUAUUGUGAAACUAUUUAUCCUGUUCCAAUUGUUGGCAAACUUGGUUUUUCUAAACAGAAUACAAUAACCUCCAUCAGUGAAUUAGUGAUGGUAAUGAGAUGCAGUAGCUGUGGGAAGAAAGGACAUCACAACAAGAAUACCUCUAAAGAAGUUCUUGAGUAA
Camellia sinensis is the source of this 642-nucleotide messenger RNA. The record is from RefSeq and is a predicted model, not a curated record. Lineage: Eukaryota; Viridiplantae; Streptophyta; Magnoliopsida; Ericales; Theaceae.